This is a messenger RNA of Mobula hypostoma (lesser devil ray), 1382 nucleotides long. It is a transcript of the gene lrrc69, whose product is annotated as leucine rich repeat containing 69. Lineage: Eukaryota; Metazoa; Chordata; Chondrichthyes; Myliobatiformes; Myliobatidae. The record is from RefSeq and is a predicted model, not a curated record. Gene Ontology annotation, molecular function: protein binding. The transcript has 8 exons. The coding region runs from base 3 to 1034 and encodes 343 amino acids.
AAAUGGCCGAUAUCCUGGUACUACGAGCGGUUCGAGGGAACGCGAGGAAUCUGGAUCUAAGCGGCAAGAAGUUGAAACGGGCUCCAAAGGCGGUGGGAAGGUUGCAAGAAUUGAAACGAUUGCAACUGAGAAAUAACCUCCUCACCGAGCUCCCGGAGGAAUUCCAGACACUUCACAAGCUGACAUAUCUCAACCUGGGCAAUAACUCAUUUGAAGCACUUCCAGAAGUUCUGAAGAAUCUGAAACAGUUAACGAAACUGCAUUUGUUCGGUAACAAACUAGACAAGUUGUCACCAAGUGUGAUUGAGAGCUUAGAAAAAUUAGUUUUCUUGAACCUGAAUGACAACAAGCUAACAACUUUGCCUGAUGAAAUAAACAGGCUGAUGGGACUCCAAUAUCUUUAUGUGAACACUAAUCAACUGGAGAGCAUUCCGCAUAAACUUUGUCUCUUGCAGCAGCUUUGUGAACUGCAUUUAGCAAACAAUAAACUUAAAUCACUUCCACAUGACAUUGGAUAUUUGACUAAUUUAAAGAAGCUUUCUGUGCCAAGAAACCAAAUCCAGGAGCUUCCAGAAGAAUUAUGUAUUCUAAGGAAGCUAAAAGUUCUAGAUGUGGCUGGAAAUUGGUUAAAUAUUUUUCCAGCAGGGCUUAUGGAGCUGAAAUUGGAAGAAUUCUACUUUGAGCAGAAUCCAUUGUUGGAAAAAAAUCUCGUUUCAUCAAUACAACAAAAUGAAGUUUUAACUCUCCAGGAGAUUACAGCAAGAUAUAUCUUGGAUGAGCUGACAAGUAAUUCAUUCAAUUCAGGUUUUGAAUAUUACCCAGAAUUGAGAAAGAUAUUGAAAAAUGCGAGCCGAUGUGCUGUGUGUCAAAGAAGUUUUCUGAACACAUGGCUUGAAUGUGUGAAAUUUGUUGAUCUAACGCAGAAAAUUAGAAUGACCAGACCUGCUCAUGUUGUCCCUGUUCGGGCCUUACUUUGUUCAUAUAAAUGUUUCAAUAAAUCGGACCAUCAAUACUAUGCAAUAGCAAUGCCAUAACCAUAUGGGAUAAUGACUAUUAAUAAAUUGAAAACAGUCUAGAAGUUGUGAACUGUUAAUGAUGUACAAUUAAGAUGAUGCUCUAAAAUUAAACAAGGAAAGCUCACAAUGUCCAGAUUAUUCUCAGAUGUUCUGUAGAUCCCAAACAUCAACAUGCGAUCAUGGCUGUUUCACACUUUUUUUCUGUUUUAAUAUUACUUGUUAAAUCAGUCAUUUUUUUUUAGAAAAGUUUGUGUUUUUGUGACCUUUAGACUCUUCAUAUUUUUGGUGAAAACAAGUUGAAAUAUAUUUUUUAAAAAUCCUAUUGUGUUGCUUUAUACAUUUGAAAUGGAUAAAGGGCACAGUUCG